AUGUCCUUUUCCUCAAAUAAGGCACCGGGAUUAGAUAAAGUCCCAAUGAGUAUUAUCAAAGAUGCCUUACCAUGUAUUCUCCCUGCGUUAACGGAUAUUAUUAAUUGUUCAUUGCUUACGUCCGAAUAUCCAACAUUAUGGAAGAUGGCAGAAGUUGUUCCCCUCUUAAAAGAUAGGGAUCAUGAGAUCGCAGACAAUAAUCGUCCUGUGUCUUUGCUAAUUGCAGUAUCAAAGAUUUGUGAACGAGUUGUAUUGAAUCAAUUGACUGACUAUACGUCGCAAAGGAAAAGAUAUACUGAACACCAUUAAAGUGGCAAUCGAAAAUUACAUUCUACAGAAACAUUAAACGUUUUUAUAACAGAUCAAAUCUUGCAGUCUAUGGAUCGUAAAGAAGUCGCGGCCUUAGUUUUAAUAGACUUAUCCAAAGCAUUUGAUAGUAUAGAUCAUUCAAUUCUACUAGUGAAACUUCAAACCAUUGGUGUGUUUAAAUCAGUGUUGGCAUGGUUUAAAAGUUAUCUAUCGGGACGAAGCCAAAUAGUACGUAUUGGGUCGACAUUGUGGGAAACAUGUAUUAUAACUCGAGGGGUACCUCAAGGAUCUAUUCUUGGGCCGGCAUUAUUUAACAUAUAUAUUAAUGACCUGCCCAAUGUUCCAAAAGAGUCCUCUUUGGAAUCUUAUGUGGAUGAUUCGAAAAUCUAUCUGGCAUUUCCAUUCAGGAUAUUGAAACUGCGGCCGGGUUUAAACUUACACAAGAUAUGGAAAGAAUUACCGCAUGGUGUUGUAUAAAUAGUCUGCUAGUGAAUCCAAAGAAAACGAAACUUCUAUUACCGGGUACUGGCACAGAUUUCCAUAUAACUGUUCUUGGUGAGAAAAUAAUCCCACUUCAGACUGUUAAAGAUUUGGAAAAUGACUUUGGAUUCAA
Messenger RNA from Paramuricea clavata, 922 nucleotides. NCBI's taxonomy places the organism in Eukaryota, Metazoa, Cnidaria, Anthozoa, Malacalcyonacea, Plexauridae. The record is from the annotation of a GenBank genome assembly.